AUGGCUUUUAUGCUCAAGAGUGAACUCAUCAUCUGCCUUGCUCUAAUUCUUGGCGCUUGGGCGUGGCAUAAGAUGUUGCACAAUCCCACCAUUGCCGAGCAGCAUGAGCAAUGGAUGGCCAAUUACGGCCGGACCUACAACGACCCACAGGAGAAGGCGAUGCGCCAGGCGAUUUUCACAAAGAACUUGCAGUUCAUCGAAGAUUUCAACAAGUCCGGGAAUCGGACUUUCAAAUUAGGUCUCAACCAAUUCUCAGACUUGACCAACGAGGAGUUUGUCCGGAGCCAUACUGGAUGCUUGGCACCCAGGCGACCUGAGCCUGCCAUAACAACGUCCGUUAGCCACCAAAAGCUGACCGGAGAUGUUCCUGAUCACAUUGACUGGGUAGAGAAAGGUGUCGUAAACGCGAUUAAGUACCAAGGCCAUUGUGGAUCCUGCUGGGCAUUCUCAGUCGUUGCAGCAGUAGAAGGAAUCGUGGGUAUCACCAACGGUACACUGCCGGUGCUCUCCGAGCAACAGCUAGUAGAUUGUGUGACUACAAACUUCGGCUGUGGAGGCGGUUACCUAGAAUAUGCUUUCGAGUACAUUAUCCAAAACCAAGGAAUUGCGUCCGAGGAUAGCUAUCCAUAUGAAGCAGAACAGGGGACCUGCGAUGCAACAAAAGCAGAAGAGCACGCGGCACAGAUCAAGGGUUUCACGCAUGUCCCGUCUGGGGAGGACGAGCUCACGAAGGCAGUUGCGCAGCAGCCGGUCUCAGUCAUAAUCCCAUCAAGCGGCCAAGAGUUCCAGUACUAUAGUGGAGGCGUGUUCAAUGGGGAAUGUGGCCCGACGCUAGACCACGCAGUCGUCGUGGUUGGGUACGGGACAAGCGAAGAAGGAACCGACUUCUGGAAGAUCAGGAACUCGUGGGGCGAGACAUGGGGUGAACGCGGUUACAUGAGGAUUCAAAGAGGCAGUGGUAGUUCCGAAGGAAUAUGCAAAGUCGCAUCGGCAGCUUCUUAUCCAACUGUUUGA
Molecule: messenger RNA, 1014 nt
Organism: Eucalyptus grandis
Lineage: Eukaryota; Viridiplantae; Streptophyta; Magnoliopsida; Myrtales; Myrtaceae
Product: ervatamin-B-like
Exons: 2
Coding region: 1-1014 (337 amino acids)
Cellular component (GO): lysosome
Molecular function (GO): cysteine-type endopeptidase activity
Source: RefSeq, a predicted model, not a curated record